AUGAAUCAGCAACCCAUGUACGGCGGGCCUCGACAGGCGACGCCUCUCACGAACGGCGCUCAACCUCGCCAGAAUGGCAGGCCGGGGGAGCAGCAAGAGAGCAAUCAGUCCCGUGCCGCUCGGUUUGAAGAUGAGAAGCAGCGCAUCAUUGAGGCAUGCUUCAGCAAACGAGAUCCCGAAGGAAUGCAACUAGAGUCGUAUAUCACCCACGUCAGAGUCCUCGAAGACGCCUCGUACCCGUCCUCACCCCCUCCGCCCGACUCUCCUCCCUCGAACAAGAAGCACCGGGUCAUCCUCGUUGCAGUCCGCCGUUCCGGCAAGGUGAGAGUUCACAAGGCCCGCGAGAAUCCCAACGGCUCUUUCUCCAUCGGCAAGACAUGGAACCUCGACGAAUUGACCGCCAUCAUCUCGUAUUCUUCCCUCGUGCCAGCGAAUCCCCAGCAGCAGAUGGAGAAGCAGUGGGCGUCGAACACCGGCUUCACCGUCUCCCUGGGCAAGCCAUAUUUCUGGGCUGCGGCGACCGCGAAAGAGAAGGACUUCUUUAUUGCCAGCCUCAUCAAGAUAUACCGGAAGUACACUGGUGGGAAGCUCCCAGAGCUUAUAGGAUUCGCUCCCCAGGAAGUCCAGCAGCUCGCUGGAGUGCCCCCGGGCCAGAACACUCCUACAACCGCGACCGCGUUCUCUCCUAUCAUCCCAAAUCCAACUCCUCCGCCUCCCGGUCAACAGCGUUUCUCUCCACCUCCUGUAGUACCUGCGUUCAAUAACAAUCGACCACAAUCUCCAUAUGCGGCAGCCCAGCCACCUCCGAGCCGGGAUGGCCCUCGAAUCGAUCCCCAAGAACAGCGUCAGGCCUUUGGCCGCCAGGAAUUCCGUCCACCCACGAGAGAACAAGCUCGGCCGCCUUCGUCGCAUGUGGAGGAACGAGAAAGGGGGGUAGGCCUGCCACCGAGACCAAUUCGAAGAGUUCCUCCGCCAGACGAAUCUCGCAACCAGCCUUAUGCCGCUCGUCUUACCCAAGAAGAUGCUCGGAAGCCAUCGUUGGCGGAUACCCUACAGCCGGCGCCGCUUCGGCCGUCUCUCAGUCCGAAGGCUUCCCAAUCAUCGCUUGAGCGCGUCGAACCUUCUCUUGAACCGCAACCUCUGAGACCGAAUGGCCUUGGAGUCACAACGGCUGGCAACCGGGAUUUCUCACCAAGAAGAGCUGGGCCGACACCUGGUCAAGAUCUGCCGCGGGAUGGUGGGCGGAACGAACAGUACGGCGGCUCGAGACCGAGCACAGCGACGAGUGAUCGCAGGACUCCAGACCCUCCUCCGAGCCUACCGCCGAUCCUGCCCGGCCAUCCUGCACUUGAGUCCGAGCUAUUUUCGGAGCAGAAGAAGGCAACGGCACCACCAGCACGUGCAGACUUGAAGCCUGAACAACCAGGCCCUGCAAGCCAGAGUCACAGUGCCUUUGUGACACCACAAGGGACUCCAGGCGCCACCAAAGAUGAAGAGCAGCAGCGGAAACCGGAUUACUUUGCAAACGAGAAGCCUGAGGUCCAAGGAAAGCAGUCGCAAGCAAACGUGUCUGUACCACCACCGAUUCCAGUAUAUGCUCAAGUGACGACGCCAGAACCUGAAGCUCUUCAAUCUGCAAACGAGCCUGCGUCGCCAGAGUCCGUUAAUCCCCCAGCUCCGCCAAAGACCGAGGAAGAGUUUCGUCCCGGCCUCGGACCCAUGGUCAAGAAGAAAUCCGGCAAGGACAUCGCCAACCAAUUCAGGAAAGCCGCCUUGGCAGCUGCCGCAUUUCAGCCUCGCCAGGGUGGUGCUGGUGCGCGUUUAAAAGCAAUGCAGGACAAGCUCUCGAAUGAACCCGACGGGGUCACCAGCGUGGUUCCAGCCCCGCUGAAAAGAGGAAUGAGUGGCGACAGCGCGCGAAGCGGAACUCCUGACAUCGCCACCCCUGAUAAAGAGAAAGAUCAACCCGCUCCCAAACUCCCGCCUAAAGACGCCGUGCCGCAAGUACACAUUGAACGGACAGCUACCUCAGACAGCCUGCCUCGAACAGGGACUCCAGCAGCGAAACCGAUUCCUGCUGAAGCUGAUGGAGAAAACGAGGAGACAAAGACAGAAUCUCCCGAGGAAAUCCGCUCAGCCUCGCCUCAGAAAAGGCGUAGGCAACGGCUCGAAGCGGAAGUCGAAAAGCACUGUACAGGACUCGGCAUCGACCCGCGUCUUACCGACGGUGAGGGAGCAGAUCUUGACGAACUCAUGACACAACUCGGCUGGGAGGGAAAGCUUGCGGAAGAUGACUACGUCGACAAGUAUGAGACCGACAUCCACAGGGAGAUAGGGCGCGCUCAAGCAAGUGGCUGGCUGGGGCAUGUCGAACAACAAGAGAGCAAGGUACUCGAACUUGCUACGGCGUUCGACAAAGCUAUUGCAGAGUGCGAAGAGCUUGACGGGCUCUUGACGCUGUAUGCGCACGAGUUGGACACUCUCCACGAGGACAUUGAAUACAUCGAAGCUCAAGGACAAGGUCUGCAAGUCCAGACGGCCAACCAGAAGUUGUUGCAGGCUUCGUUGAACACUUUAUUGAAGACACUGUCCAUAUCUCCGUCAGAUCUACGAGCACUGCAAUCAGCACCCAUUGACAGCUAUGACGGUGUCACGGCGAUUGAAGGUGCUUUAGCACUUCUCUACGAUGCGAUGAUGACAAUUGACCCGGAGCUCGGCCAGAACAAGCUAAAGCGAGCUGCCUCGACUGCCAACCGCCUUGGACUGGGCAAGGAUCCCGAAGCGAGGAUUGACAAAAUGCGCGCCGUCCGCGAGAAGAAGGACGAAUACAAAGAUGGAAGCAUGAUGUUCGUCAAUCGCAUCAACCAGCACAUGAAGAUGAUGUUCUCGCUCGUCGAACAAAGGACAAGCGAAGAGAAUGCGAGCGCGAGUGUCUCUUCCGGCACCUCAUCCUUCACACUGAACCUGCGGGCGUACAAUGCGUCGAGACAAGAACUCUGGGUGUACAAUGCCAUGAUGCUUUUCGUGCGAGAAGUCAACCAGUAUGAGUGGCAGGUGUUGAUCAGUAGCUACGAGCGCAACUUCAACAGCAUUUAUCAAGAGCAGUUCCGUGACUUUGCAGAAAACCUGAAGAGGACGGUCAGGCAGCCAACGGGCGAGGAGCAGGAGCUACUGUUCACUCACCAGGAGAGAGAAAGAUCCGAUGAGUCCAAUCUCUCGACGGCAGCCCGCAAGCUUACAGUCAAAGGACGUAAGCCGGUCAAAGCCAGCACACUGAGACAGUCGUUCGGUGGGGACAGGAGGGAUGGCAAGCCCGACGCGUGGGCUAUCUUCGACACCGUCCUCGAACAGCAAGCUCUUGCAAUCUCGGAGGAGCAGAAUUUCAUUGUGCACUUCUUCCACUUGAACUCGCAAGCCGCCGAAGAUUUUGUCGAAGUGAUCAGGUCUCAACCUCCGGAGCAGCGCAAGCUUCCCAACCUACAAGCCAAACUUCCCUACGAUCCAGAUCGCAACAUGGCCAAAAUCGUCCAGAACACGACUGAUGGGAUCUACUCAUUCUGGCCUUCACUGUUGCAAGGCCUCAUGGAAUGGGUCGUUCGCCUCGAUUCAAUGCAAGGCGUGGGCGUCCUCGUGUCCCUGGAACAGUGUCUUUCCAAAUACGAAGAAACCAACCAGGAGUUCAUCGCGAGGACGGUACGAACGCUUCAUGACCGAAUCACCGGUCUCUUCCAUAAAUUCGUCGAAGAGCAAGUACGGGCCAUCGAGGAAACGAAGGUCAAGGUCAAGAAGCGGAAGGGACUGAUCAGUUUCAUGCGCGUGUUCCCCGAGUUUGUGGCCGCGGUUGAGGAAAUGAUCCCCCCGCAGUCUGAGCACCAGGACUCGCUCGAGGUGCGCUUUAUCGUCAACGACGCGUACAAAAAGAUCCUCAAAGCCAUGUGGGAAUCCCUCAAUUUUAUUGCCAAAGAUAAUCCCGCGGCGAAUUCUGGCGGGCAAACAAACUCCAACGCUCCAUCAUCCGGCGACCCAGAGGACAAAGAAGCACUAAACUACCACAUCCUGCUCAUUGAGAACAUGGCCUUUUUUGCGGAAACGAUCUCCACACAUAACAAUGUGGUCCUCGAGGAGUGGGUUGAAAAGGCCGGACGGGAUCAACUUUCCCACCUGACGCAGUACACGGACGCGGUGAUAAGACGGCCGUUGGGCAAAUGGUUGGAUUUCUUGGAGUCGACCGAAGCACUCAUGAACAAGGGCGACGGCUCGAACGUGGCCAUCAUUGCGAAAAUGCCGUCCCACUCAAGGAGUACGGCGAAGAAGAUCCUCGGAAACCACGACGCAAGGGAAAUCAGAAAGGGCGCGGAGCUGCUUCGGAAGAGGGUGGAGAAGCAUUUUGCGGCAGAUGACGGGGAUGUUGUGGGCGGCGGCGGCGGCGGAAACAGGAGGGCACUCGUGGAGAGGGUACUCGACGAGUGUAGUGUCAGGUAUGCCCACGCGUGGGAUCGCAUGAAGGUCAUCAUCGAGAAAGUCUACGAAGGAAAUCUGGAGAUGGACUGGCGAAAGGACGACGUGCAGGCUCUGUUCAAGCGGUGA
Molecule: messenger RNA, 4587 nt
Organism: Cladophialophora carrionii CBS 160.54
Lineage: Eukaryota; Fungi; Ascomycota; Eurotiomycetes; Chaetothyriales; Herpotrichiellaceae
Exons: 1
Coding region: 1-4587 (1528 amino acids)
Biological process (GO): exocytosis; Golgi to plasma membrane transport
Cellular component (GO): exocyst; plasma membrane
Molecular function (GO): phosphatidylinositol-4,5-bisphosphate binding
Source: RefSeq, a predicted model, not a curated record